CCCCCGCCAGAGGAGUUAAUUCAUCCUGAGGGAGAAGCGGACAGACAUCCACAGUGAGCAGUCACCGUGUCAGGGAAGGACGGCAUGAUGUGGACCUUCGUACCGCUGCUGCUGCUCGGUGUGCUGCGACCCUGCACCGCCGGAGACCCGUUCACCCAGCGGUGUACGCCAUCCACAGAUGGCACCAUUUACAAAUACCAGGCAAAGACUCUCAAUGGGAGUCGCACUGUGAACUUCAGUGAAUACACAGGCAAGAGUGUCCUCUUCAUCAAUGUGGCCACAUACUGAGGAUACACCUUUCAGUAUGUAGAACUGAAUGCACUACACGAGGAAAUGAAAGCUCUUGGACUCACCAUUCUCGCCUUUCCCAGCAACCAAUUUGGGAAACAGGAACCAGGGCAAAAAGAUGAAAUUCUGCCAGGUUUAAAGCAUGUUAGACCAGGCAAUGGAUUUGUUCCAAACUUCCUGCUGUUUGAGAAAGGUGAUGUGAAUGGAAAAGACGAGCAAGAGGUUUUCACUUUCCUUAAGAACUCCUGCCCUCCAGUUGGAAACGACUUUGGUGACCCCACCGGCAGAUUGUUCUGGGGACCUCUGAAGAUCAAUGACAUCAAGUGGAACUUUGAAAAGUUUCUGGUGGGACCAGAUGGGAAGCCGGUGAUGAGGUGGCAUCCAACUGUCAACAUUUCUGAAGUCCGAGCUGACAUUCGCAAAUACCUGCUCCAACUAUACACGCAGGAUAUUUUUAAUUAGAUCUGAUUCAUCAUACAGCAUUGUCCAUCUAAUGAAGUAACUGUAGUGAGAUGCUAAGGAUAAGUAGAGCUAUGGUAGAAUGUAAAAUAGAGAGUAAUGUUAACAGUUUCUGAUGCAUGAAGAUGGCAUGUUGAAUGAAGAGGAGGCAUGAAAACAUGAACUCUGUGGUGCCUCUUUGGAGUCUGGGGUUCAGGACAGUCCUUCAGUGCAUUCAGGCUGCCCUGUAAUCCCACAGCAUCAUGCCAUUUUCUCAUCCCAGGACCUGUUAGCCAUUACAGCUUAAAUGUUACUCAAUAAAUCAUGGAGAACACA
Molecule: messenger RNA, 1062 nt
Organism: Siniperca chuatsi (mandarin fish)
Lineage: Eukaryota; Metazoa; Chordata; Actinopteri; Centrarchiformes; Sinipercidae
Gene: gpx3
Product: glutathione peroxidase 3
Exons: 5
Biological process (GO): response to oxidative stress
Molecular function (GO): glutathione peroxidase activity
Source: RefSeq, a predicted model, not a curated record